Messenger RNA from Paramecium sonneborni, 849 nucleotides. The record is from the annotation of a GenBank genome assembly. NCBI's taxonomy places the organism in Eukaryota, Ciliophora, Oligohymenophorea, Peniculida, Parameciidae.
AUCCUUAAUUUAAAAUAAAUGUCUUCUUCAAGUUCGUCAAGGUCACGAUCACCAAAGAAGAAUAAGAAAAGAGUAUAUGUUACAGGAUAUUCUCUUAAAGAGGAUUAACAUGAUAUUAAAAAGUUAUUCAAAAAAUUUGGAAAGAUUGAAGAAUUUGCUUGGAAAGGGAAAUAUUGUUUCAUUGUAAAUAUAAUGAAUUAAUAAUAGGAAUUUAAAGAUCCAGAAGAUGCAGAAAAAGCAGUUAAAAAAAUGAAUAAGGAAGAAGUAAAAGGAUCAGUGUUAUAGGUUGAGAUGGCUCGUGGAAAUAAGCCGAGCAAAAAUAAUGGCCUAUGUUAUUCAUGCGGUCGUUCUGGACAUUUGUAAGUUUUAUAAUAGCAUUUACUUAAACAUAUAUAUAAUACCAUAUAUUUUUUAUUAUAUUCAUUUACCAUUUUAUUAGCGCUAAAAAUUGUAGACAUAGAUCAUCAUCAUCAAGUUCAUCUAGCUCUAGUAGGUAAAAAAUUAAUAAUAAUAAUUUUUUAGUGAGUCUAGAAAAAAACAUAAGAAGAAACAUAAAAAAAAGAAGAGCUCUUCCAGUUCAGAUUCCUCAUCAAGUAGUUCAUCAAGUAGAAAGAAAAAGAAUAAGAAGAAGAGUACAAAAAGAAAAUCAAAGUCUUCAUCAAGAGACUCAUCAAAAGACUCAUAACAUUCAGAGUCUUCUGCCGACUCGUACUUUUAAAGUUGAAUUCUCUUUAGCAUUAUUGGCGAAAAAAAAGAAGAAAAAAACCAUAUUCAAGAGGAGAAUCAAAGAAAUCAAGCAGAUGGUAAGUAAUGAAGUACCAGUGAUAUUAUAAAUAAAGUUGAUGUCCA